AUGGUAACUCGACAUACAGUAGCCACAGUGGCCUGCUCUCACUGCCGUCUGGCUGCUUUAAAACUAUUUGCUAAUUCUACGAAUGCUUUACCCGCUAUAAGAACUAGCCCUUUACAAUAUCGACCACGACUAGUCACUAGGAUACCAAUUCGGUCAUUCUCAUCUCGAUUAUCUCAAAAUGAGAUCUCGAAUAGCACCGUGUCGACUGAAGCAGACCAAGAAAGGGACGACACACUUGACGAUCAGAGUCAUGAGACCACCACUGGGAGUACGAGUCUAAAUAGUACCCCUUGGUAUCUUCAAGUCGAGCCUCCAAGACAUGUGGCUACCAUUGAGCCGCCGCCCUUACCGGAAGUUCCUUCGGAAUCUCCAGAGAUCAUCGGCUCAUUAUUAAAAUAUGUUUCCGAGGAGUUGGGCCUUGACGAACUCGAACUAUUAGAUCUUAGGGAACUGGACCCCCCAGCAGCACUAGGUCCGAACCUUUUUAUGCUGUUUGGCACAGCGCGGAGUGAGCGCCAUCUCAACGUAUCGUCUGGGAGGCUGUUACGAUGGCUACGCGCUAAGCAUCAUAUCUGGGCCCACGCCGAUGGCUUGCUCGGACCAAAUGAGCGCAAGACAAAGCUGCGCCGGAAAGCUAAGAAGGCAAAGCUCCUGGGAGGUGUUGAGGAUACCGAUGACGGUAUUAGAACCGGCUGGAUAUGUGUUAAUCUAGGGACCAUAGGCUUUGGUAAGGAGGAGUCCGCAGUUGUUGCCGGCGAUGGGCGUGUUGCUGGCUUCGGUGCCGCUCAAGAUGGAUCCACAAUUGUCGUUCAGAUUAUGACAGAAUCUCGAAGAGCCGAAAUGGGCCUCGAAGCUUUAUGGAAACGGAGUCUAGGCCAGCCCGUCGACAGCGUCGUAAAGUCGGAACAUAAACCUGUAGAAUCGGAUCAUAGGCCUAUAAAGUCUGAGCAUAGGCCUAUAAAGUCUGAACAUAGGCCCGUAAAACCGCAGCAUAGGCGGCCAAAGUCAGAUGUGAAGGACAUGGAAGGCCUCCACCCAUUGGAGAAGGCUAUCCUAGCCAGUUCACGCCGAAAUACAACCUCCGGAAACAAUCCCUUCAACGACACGUCAAGGGGAACACCUUUUGAGCAGACACGAUUUUAUUCAACACAGCGGACGAUCGGAGACGAAGCACCGGUGAUCAAGUCACUGUCUAAUAUCGAAUCGGAACAUGCACUUGAGCAGAGUCUACAAUUUGAUGUCCAUCAGAAAUCCAAUAUUCUAUCUCUGCUAGAAGCUCGGCUUGAUCAUCCAUCUGUCAUUUCUACUUCAGAUGAAGGGCGAUCCUUCUCAAAGUCUUUCCUUCGAUUAUCCCAGCUUGCAUGCCAAGGGCUUCGUCCAUCUGAAACCUGGGGGUUUCGCCUCGCAGUUCACACCAAGGCAUGCGAGCUUGGCGUGGAUAAUUUCACUGAGUUCCCAAACGACGUACGGCAGCUAUUUGAAGAAAUGUGCCUUCAUGGAAUCAUUUUCACGCGGCAGCAGUGUCUGCAGCUUUUGACGUGCAUUUACAACUCGGAUAUCGGCGGAUUUGAUGAACAAACUAAAUUAGCCCUACGACUCUUGAAAACGGUUCAGCAACGUGGACAGCCAGUCCUCGCCAGUGAUAUCAUUGUCACUAUUAUCGAAGCAGCAGCUCGAUCUUAUAAACGAUCCGCGUCUCAAGACUACGUAAAACUCAUGGAGCGACUAGAAGACGUUUUGGUGCAAGCAGAUUUAUCCCAACUAGAAGAACCGCAGAUCAUGAGACUCAUGAAAGCAUACAUCGAAAUAGGUGAUUGGAAAAGAUUUCGGAACGUAUGGGGCAUACCUGCGAGACACCUACGGCCGCGUUCGGCAGCUAUGUAUAUCCACGCCUAUGAUCUGGCAUCCGCCACGGGUUCGCAUGCUGUUUGCAGAGCGAUGCUGAGAUUGUGCUUUCAGGAGAUGCUCUCAGAGAACCCGCCUGUGCUACCCCGUGGUAUGGUGCUAGAGGGCAUUAAAAAGUGCAUCGAUAUAGCCGAUAAAACCGCCCAGGAGAUCUUCGAGGCCAUACUGAAAAAUCCCCACGCUCACGAAACUAGAAGAGGGAAAGAAUUUGUCAGGCUUUUGAAUAGCAUUCAUUUGAUAAAUAUAACCAGUGGGCGACAAGCUUAA
Daldinia vernicosa is the source of this 2172-nucleotide messenger RNA. RefSeq lists its product as uncharacterized. Bases 1 to 2172 code for a protein of 723 amino acids. Gene Ontology annotation, biological process: mitochondrial proton-transporting ATP synthase complex assembly; mitochondrial gene expression; mRNA stabilization. The transcript has a single exon. Gene Ontology annotation, cellular component: mitochondrion. The record is from RefSeq and is a predicted model, not a curated record. Lineage: Eukaryota; Fungi; Ascomycota; Sordariomycetes; Xylariales; Hypoxylaceae.